UUUAAAUACCCUCAAAUUAAACCUGAGAGACUGCACGUUCAGCCCACUAUAUCUAUACAACGAUAGCUUGAAUAUGUUUUGGUAAAUACCUAAAAAAAAAAACUAAAAUUGUGCCUGUGUCCAAAUAUAUAUGGACCUAUCUGUAUGUUCUUCCAAUAAGUUUUUCCACUAGCAUUUUGGAAUGUUGCUGUAAAGACUGUUGUUCAAUUCAGUGAUGGCAUGCAGUCGGUAUUCUAAUUCAUCACACAGGAACUGAGGUCUGGGCUCGGGUUCAGGCCACUUGACUGCUUCUAAUCAACCUCUGCUUUCUGAUACGCGCUUUGUGCACAGGAGCAUUGUCAUGCUGGAACAGGUUAAUUCCAGCGAAGGGAAAUCAUAACACUACAAUAUGUAAAGAUAUUCUAGACAAGUACAUAUCUCCAACAUGGUCUGUGGUACACAAACCUUUGCAAUAUAAUGUAUAUAGAGAAGUCAUAAAUGGUAAAGAUUCCUUUGAAAGACACUCCACCUACCUCUACAUUUACAACCUAUCAACUCAUGUGAAAAAAAAAUUGGAAUUAAUUUUCCAUUUUGCUAAAAAAUACACCAUCUUGUCCUUAUGUGCAUCUGUGUGCAUGGACACAUGGAAGGAUGCCCUCCCCAAUCAGAAAAUCAUGCUCUCUGACUCCCUCUGACAGAUUUCUAAAUCAUUUGACCUGAAGCACAUCAUCUCACACAAAGCCGAACAAGGACCUGCGGCAAAUAUUGGGAUCUCAAAAGAACCAGCAGGUCAGUUGCAACUUUGUUGUAAUUACAGGGGACAGGAGAAAAAAUAGGAAGAUUUUUAUUGACGCUCAGAUGCAGGAGCACAGGAUAUAAUUCAAUACAAGUCACUAUACAUUCAAAUAUUUAUAGACCGACUAAUAAAAAGAAAUGCGGCGUUAAACUAAUAAAUAUGUUAUACAAAUGAUUCAUGACGUAUUAGGAAAUACAUGCUAUAAGUGACUCACCUGAAUAUUUCUGUUUAUCCGGAUAAGAUCUAACAAAUUUUAUGUAUGCGUAUGUAAUACUUGCUUAUAAAAAAAAUCUAAUGAGAGGGUGGCACAGUGUGUUGUAACUUCUUAAGACUGUAAAAAUAUAUGGUUGAUUACACAAUGUCUCUGAAGGCUGAGCCAGUACAGCUGACCUCUUUUCCCUUUUAACUCAGUCAGCCUUCCUACUAACAUGAAAGCAUUUCAAAGCAGCAGACAUUCAAACAAGUCCCAAGCUUUUGUAGUACUGCCUCCGCUGCCCGACAUUUUAAACUUAAAAAUCAUUCACAUGCACUUUCAAAAACAACACUUUCAGAGUGCCUGAGUAUCUGAGCAGACUUCCGUCUACAAACCGAGGUUUUUUUUAUAUACACUGAUUUGCCAAUCAAAAAAACUGGUAUACCUAAUAAAGUAGCAACUGCACAAACAAGCUUUUUUUUUAUUUAUUAGGACUGAUAAUAUAUAUUCUGGCUGAUGUUUCUUUUUUUAUUCAUUUUUAUUGUUCCCUUCCUUUUCCACAAAAGUCUUAAGGCUACAUCUAUAAGGUAUAUAUAUCUCUUUCCAUCUGUAAUCACUGACAAGGAAGCCAUCUCAGAUCUUUGGGAAGAUCUAUGGCUGAGAGGCAGGACUACAUGGAGGAUGGAAGCCCGCUUAUCAAGGCGGCUGAGUUGGGAAAGGUGCGUCUGGUUCGGCUGCUGGUGGAAGGUGGCGCCCAAGUUAACGAGCGUAAUCAACGGGGUGAGACGCCUCUCCUAGCCAUGUGCCGAGCACUGAGGACUGACCAGUCUGGAAACUCUACCUCUCUGAGGCUUAUCCGUUUUCUUCUCCAGCACCAUGCUGAUCCCAACGCUCAGGACAAGUCUGGGCGUACACCCCUCAUGUACGCUUGUAUGGAGCGUGCCGGAGCUGAGGUGGCUACAGCCUUGAUUUCUGCUGGAGCUGACCCUAGCAUCGAGGACUAUGUUGGAGGUUCUGCACUGGUCUACAGCAUCAAUGCCCGUGACCAGGAUACUAUCCGCGUGCUCCUUGAUGCUUGCAGAGCUAAGGGGCAUGACAUCAUCAUCAUAUCCACAGAUCUCAGCACAGGUGGUGCCACCGUUAGCCGACGUUAUCUAAACGUGCCUCCAUCACCCGACACCUCGCCUGUCGCCUGCAUGUCCCCUUCCGAUAUCGAGCUCAAGACAGGCUCACCAAACUCUGAGACUGAAGGAGAGGGUAUCUUCAACUUCAGAGCUUCGGGGAGGAAGGGGAGCAGAGCAGCUUCUCCUCUGUUUCUAGAGCCGGAGGCAGCCGACCGCCAGCGGCAAAGUUCAGAACCCUGGCUAGCCAUCCACAACUUGGCACACCUCAGUCGCACCUAUGAAGAAAGGAUUUCAAAGAGAGCUGUGGAGGAAGAAGAGGAUAAAGAGGUGAAGCACUGCAGCCAUGAUUCCUUAGAUUGGCAAGUGGAUCAGAGUAGCUCCUCUAAAGCCGCUAACCUCAAACCUGGCAGAGCGUUUUGCAGAAACCACACAGAGAACUUUGCUCCACCAUCUCGAGCACAUCUACACAAUCGACGCAACACUCUACCUGAACUGCCAGGACAUCAUUUACUCCAGCUUCCCACCCUAUCACUCAAUCUCUCCAGUUCAGACACACACCUACAUGACCAGCCCAGCACUAUAACACUACCACCAGUUCCUACCAAAAGGAACCUCCAGCAUUCUUCAAACAACACUAGUUCUUGCUCUCUAACAGCUCCAACUGCUCAAUGCGGAUUUAACACCAUAAGAAAAUGGAAACCACAGGAGCAGUUAAGUUUCAAGCCCCAGGCACGUAAUACUACCUUCCUGCCUCCUCUCACAGUCAGCUCCACUGCAAACAUAUCCACUCGCUCCUGUUGUGACGAGGCAAGUGCUGCUCCAAAAGCUGAACCGACCCAAGGCCAUAAGCAGGAAGGCGCAAGGGGCCGGAGACCUCCACGUCGCCACUCCAUUCAGUUGGAGCAGAUGAGACAGGAAGGUGUUACUGAUGAGACCCUUUUUGUCUUGUGACAUGGGGAAAAAACUGAAUACCACAAGUAAAACUGACAAACAGAAAAGGACACAACACACAUACU
Molecule: messenger RNA, 3108 nt
Organism: Tachysurus fulvidraco (yellow catfish)
Lineage: Eukaryota; Metazoa; Chordata; Actinopteri; Siluriformes; Bagridae
Product: ankyrin repeat domain-containing protein 34B
Exons: 1
Coding region: 1622-3043 (473 amino acids)
Molecular function (GO): protein binding
Source: RefSeq, a predicted model, not a curated record